AUUCAAUCAUUUAACCUGCGAAUUUGUUUCCACAAUAAUAAUAUUGCACUAUUGAUGAGGAGUGAACGCUCUCUUGGAGAUCUUAAUUAUUUAAUCUUCAAUUUUUUCGUUUUAUGUAUAUAUCUUUAUUCAGCUUCCCUUUCCCCAAACACUAAACAAAGCAAGGCUUUACCUCUCUCAAGCUGAUUUUCCCAAACAAUUAAGUUGCAGUGGGAUAUAUCAAUGAUAAUGGGCAUGAGAAUCCCAGCGUUGAUGAGCAAGCAAGGGAUUCGUAGUAAUUUAGGAAUGAUAAAUCAGGAUUACGUUCAAGUGUUAAACCCUCGAAGAGUGGGAGAUGAUAAUCCAGUGAAAGGGAAGGAAAAAGUAGUAGUUGUAAUGGGAGCCACAGGGAGUGGAAAGUCCAAACUCUCCAUUGAUCUGGCCACCCAUUUCCCCAACUCCGAAAUAAUCAACUCCGACAAAAUGCAACUCUACCAAGGCCUAGACGUCGUCACCAACAAAAUCAGCCCCCAAGACCAACGGGGAAUCCCCCAUCACUUGCUUGGCAUAGCCACCACCCCUCACCUCGACGUCACCGUCUCCAAAUUCUGCCACAUGGCCACCCUUGCCGCCGACUCCAUCGUCCGCCGCCGCCGCAUCCCCAUCAUAGUCGGCGGCUCCAACUCCUACAUCGAGGCUCUACUAGACGACUACUCCACGUUUCAUUCCAAAUACGAAUGUUGCUUGCUGUGGGUGGACGUUGCAAUGCCGCUCCUCCAUUCCUUUGUGUCGGACCGAGUGGACAAGAUGGUUGCAAGUGGGCUGGUGGAGGAGGUCCAGGAAUUGUUCGAUCCCAAUAAUGGGGAUUAUUCGCGUGGGAUUAGAAAGGCAAUUGGCGUGCAUGAGUUAGACCGUUACUUUCGGGCAUGUACUAAUUCCAAAGUUUUACGAAAUAAGCUGCUACAAGAAGGGAUAGCGGAGAUUAAAGAAAAUAGCUGCAAGUUGGCAUGUAGGCAAUUGAAGAAAAUCCUACGCUUACAAAAUGUGAAAGGGUGGAACAUACAUAGAGUGGAUGCGACAGAGGUGUUUAGGAAGAAGAAAUCAAAAUUAGAAGCAGAGGAGGCAUGGGCUAAGCACGUGAUUGGACCAAGUGUCAUGAUAGUGGCCCACUUUCUGAGUACCAAAACACACAUUCAAGAUCGACCCAUUAUUCUCAAACCUACAUCUUUGUUCAGAAUGUCGUUGGCAGCAACUGUUGCCCCUUAGAUUAUAUAUAUAUAUAUAUAUAUCACAACAUGAAAAAUCCUCGACGAUAAAGUUAAUUAGUUGUUUAAUUUGUAACAUUAUUUUCAGUCUUUCUAAUACGUUGUUACAAGAACCAAAACUUUUGAUUUUUAUAUUUAAUCUACUAAGAUUGAGAGAGCUUUGCCUUACCCUUUUUUUUUUUUUUUUUUUUUUUUCCUUUUCUUUUUAUCGUACAAGCUAAUUAUUAUUAUGAGCAAUAUUUAGGUAGCCUACUAAUUAGGUAAUAAUAACAAUAACAACAAUAAUAGUAGUAGGAAUGCAACUAUUAAAAAAAAGUGAGAGUUUGACUGAUGGCAAAUUGUUCAAAGGUGAAUAAGGGAUGAGAAGGGUAAACUGUAUUUCAGUCUUCAUCCCUACAAAAUCCAAAAUGCUUGGUUUAAUUAUGUGAAAAUGGCGUUCACAAGGGAAAAUUUUUCCAUUUAUCUAUUUUUAAAUAAAAUUUUAAUUUAUUGUUGACCAAAAAUAGAAUUUUCAAGAUAUUAAAUAGAUGAAUGAUUUCCAAUACAAUUUUAAUUUUAAAGAAAACAUUAUAAAAAAAAAAA
Messenger RNA from Benincasa hispida (wax gourd), 1826 nucleotides. RefSeq names its product adenylate isopentenyltransferase 3, chloroplastic-like. The record is from RefSeq and is a predicted model, not a curated record. NCBI's taxonomy places the organism in Eukaryota, Viridiplantae, Streptophyta, Magnoliopsida, Cucurbitales, Cucurbitaceae. Gene Ontology annotation, biological process: tRNA modification; cytokinin biosynthetic process. Gene Ontology annotation, molecular function: tRNA dimethylallyltransferase activity. Gene Ontology annotation, cellular component: mitochondrion.